This is a messenger RNA of Chelonia mydas (Green sea turtle), 7431 nucleotides long. RefSeq names its product chromodomain helicase DNA binding protein 3 (gene CHD3). Gene Ontology annotation, molecular function: ATP-dependent chromatin remodeler activity; ATP hydrolysis activity; ATP binding. Gene Ontology annotation, biological process: negative regulation of transcription by RNA polymerase II; chromatin remodeling. Lineage: Eukaryota; Metazoa; Chordata; Testudines; Cheloniidae. The transcript is spliced from 41 exons. Gene Ontology annotation, cellular component: chromatin; NuRD complex; nucleus. Bases 716 to 6946 code for a protein of 2076 amino acids. The record is from RefSeq and is a predicted model, not a curated record.
GGGAGGUGGGGGGGGGGAAGUAUAAGAAAAAAGAAAUAAUUUAGAGCAGCCAUCUUUGUUUUAUGCAGAAAUCUUUCUCUUUCAGUUCCCCCCCAGUGCCAGGAAUAUACAAAUAUUGUUCAUCUAUGCAAUGAGCUGAGAGAUUCAAACAAGCAACAAUAAGGAGAAAAAUUAAGAGGGGGGGUCUUUUUGUUGUUGUUGUGGCUGUUUUGGAUUGAUUUUGGGGGGGGCUGGGUUUUUUUUUGUUAACCUCAAGGAAGAGGUGUGUGUGUGGUGGUGGUGGGGGGGUGACUUAAAAAUCAAGCCAGCCAUUUUGUGUUUUUUUUUUCAAUAAAGAAAGGGGUGGGGGGGAUUUUUUUCCCUUUUUUUUCCCUCCUGGGGGGGUCUGUUUUAAAAAUAAUUUAAGGGCGGCCAUUUUUGUUCCUUGCUCUUGUGGCAAAUAUUAUGCUGAGCUGCCCCCUCAGAAUUUAAAUAUAUUUUAAACCUCUCUCUCGCUUCCUCCCCCCCUUUUAUAUUUUUUAGAGGGGGGGAGGGGAAAAAGUUAGGUUUUUUUCCCUCUCUUUUUUUGAAUUCAUGGGACUUUUUCAGGCUCUUCUUUUUUUUAGUGACUGAGGUGAUCUGAAGUGGGGGGGGAGGAUUUUUGUGUGUGGUGAAGGGGGGUUGUUCCCCCCCUUCUCUCUCUGUGUGUGUCCCUGCCCCCCCCCCCAGCACCACCAUGGCUUCCCCUCUGAGGGAGGACGAGGAAGAGGAGGAGGAGAUGGUGGUGUCUGAGGUGGAGGGGGAUGAAGAAGAAGAGGAGGAAGAGGAGGAGGAAGAAGGAGCAGGGGACAACAGCCCAGGCGACAUAUUCCCGCCCGCUGCUGCUCCACGGGCACCAGCAGCAUCAACUCCACCAGCAGCUGCGGCUCCUCCAGACGAAGCAGAUGGGGAUCUCAGGAACCUGGAGAGCGCCCUGGGCGUCAAGAAGAAGAAAAGGGGUCCCCGCAAACAGAAGGAGAACAAGCCAGGGAAGCCCCGGAAGCGCAAAAAAUUAGUGAGCGAGGAUGAGUUUGAGUCGGACCGGGAGGAGUUCCGGGAGAAGUCGGAGAGCGGGAGCAGCGACUACGGCGGGGUGGCCAAGAAGAAGCGGCGGAAGCACCGGGAGAAGAAGGAGAAGAAGACCAAACGCCGGAAAAAGGUGGAUGGUGACGCAGGCCAGAAAGUAAAGCAGGUGGAGCAGAAAUCCUCGGCCCAGCUGCUCAUGACCUGGGGGCUGGAAGACGUGGACCAUGUGUUUUCCGAGGAGGAUUAUCACACGCUCACCAACUACAAAGCCUUCAGCCAGUUCAUGAGGCCUCUCAUUGCCAAAAAGAACCCCAAGAUCCCCAUGUCCAAGAUGAUGACCAUCCUGGGCGCCAAGUGGCGGGAGUUCAGCGCCAACAACCCCUUCAAGGGCUCGGCUGCAGCCGUGGCGGCAGCAGCUGCAGCGGCGGCGGCGGCCGUGGCCGAGCAGGUGUCGGCGGCCGUGUCGGCCGUGGCUACCGAGCCGCAGCCCGCUCCCGUCCGCAAAGCCAAAACCAAAGAAGGGAAAGGGCCGGGUCACAAAAGGCGGAGCAAGAGCCCUCGCGUGCCAGAGAUGAAGAGGAAGAUGAAAGGGAAGAGGAUGGCUCCCCUGAAGAUCAAGCUGGGCAUGAUCGGUGGAAAGCGGAAAAAGAGCAGCUCGCAUGUGUUUCAGAGCGACGAGGUGGGCGAGAUGGAGGAAGAGUCUGACAUCGACAACUCCAGUGUCCACAGCUCCUCGGUGCGGUCCGACAGCUCGGGGCGGGUCAAGAAACUCAAGCGGGGCCGGCCUGGCAGGAAAAGGAAGAAGGCGAUCUCCACAAUCCCAAUCCAGGAUCGGGGCCCCGUGGUGCUGGGCGCUGCGCAGACGCAUGGUGAGAGGCUGUCCCCCGCCCUGACGAGCUGUUCCAAGGCUAGGAGGGGGGAUCGUGGUCUCUCGUCUGACCUCCUGGGCGAUGCUUCCCUGAAGGAAUUCAAGUGGUUGAACCAGAUGGCCGGCGAGGAGGAGGUGGACGGCUACGAGACGGACCACCAGGACUACUGUGAAGUGUGCCAACAGGGCGGCGAGAUCAUCCUCUGUGACACCUGCCCCAGGGCCUACCACCUGGUGUGUCUGGACCCCGAACUCGACAAGGCGCCCGAGGGCAAAUGGAGCUGUCCCCACUGCGAGAAGGAGGGGGUGCAGUGGGAAGCCAAGGAGGAAGACGAGGAGUACGAGGAGGAGCUGGAGGAGGAAGGCGAGAAGGAGGAGGAGGACGACCACAUGGAGUACUGCCGGGUCUGCAAGGACGGCGGGGAGCUGCUGUGCUGUGAUGCCUGUAUCUCCUCCUACCACAUCCACUGCCUCAACCCGCCGCUGCCCGAGAUCCCCAACGGCGAAUGGCUCUGCCCCCGCUGCACGUGCCCCGUGCUGAAGGGCCGGGUGCAGAAGAUCCUGCACUGGCGCUGGGGGGAGCCGCCCCCGCCUGUGCUGGUGCCCCGGCCGCCCGACGCCGACCCGGACGAGCCCUCGCCCAAGCCGCUGCAGGGCCGCUCGGAGCGGGAGUUCUUCGUCAAGUGGGUCGGCCAGUCCUACUGGCACUGCUCCUGGGCCAAGGAACUGCAGCUGGAGAUCUUCCACCUGGUGAUGUAUCGCAACUACCAGAGGAAAAACGACAUGGACGAGCCGCCCCCGCUGGACUACGGCUCCGGCGAGGACGACGGCAAGAGCGAGAAGCGGAAGAGCAAAGACCCGCUCUACGCCCAGAUGGAGGAGCGCUUCUACCGCUACGGCAUCAAGCCCGAGUGGAUGGCCAUCCACCGCAUCAUCAACCACAGCAUCGACAAGAAGGGGAACUACCACUACCUGGUGAAGUGGCGCGACCUGCCCUACGACCAGUCCACGUGGGAGGAGGACGAGAUGGCCAUCCCCGACUUCGACUUCCACAAGCACGCCUACUGGAGGCACAGGGAGCUGAUCAUGGGCGAGGACCCGGCCCAGCCCCGGAAGUACAAGAAGAAGAAGAAAGAGAUGCCGGCCGAGGGCCCCCCGAACUCCCCUACCAACGACCCCACGGUAAAGUAUGAGACCCAGCCGCGGUUCAUCACCUCCACGGGCGGGACCCUGCACAUGUACCAGCUGGAGGGACUCAACUGGCUUCGCUUCUCCUGGGCCCAGGGCACCGACACCAUCCUGGCCGACGAGAUGGGCCUGGGCAAGACCAUCCAGACCAUCGUCUUCCUCUACUCCCUCUACAAGGAGGGUCACACCAAAGGCCCCUUCCUGGUCAGCGCCCCGCUCUCCACCAUCAUCAACUGGGAGCGGGAGUUCCAGAUGUGGGCGCCCAAGUUCUACGUGGUGACCUACACGGGCGACAAGGACAGCCGCUCCAUCAUCCGCGAGAACGAGUUCUCCUUCGAGGACAACGCCAUGAAGGGUGGGAAGAAGGCUUUCAAGAUGAAGAGGGAAGCUCAGGUGAAGUUCCACGUGCUGCUCACGUCCUACGAGCUGGUCACCAUCGACCAGGCGGCGCUGGGCUCCAUCCGCUGGGCCUGCCUGGUGGUGGACGAGGCUCAUCGGCUGAAGAACAACCAGUCCAAGUUCUUCAGGGUGCUGAAUGGUUACAAGAUUGACCACAAGCUGCUGCUGACGGGGACGCCGCUGCAGAACAACCUGGAGGAGCUGUUCCACCUGCUCAACUUCCUCACGCCGGAGCGCUUCAAUAACCUGGAGGGCUUCCUGGAGGAGUUUGCCGACAUCUCCAAGGAGGACCAGAUCAAGAAGCUGCACGACCUGCUCGGCCCUCACAUGCUGCGGCGCCUCAAGGCCGACGUCUUCAAGAACAUGCCGGCCAAGACGGAGCUGAUCGUGCGCGUGGAGCUGAGCCCCAUGCAGAAGAAAUACUAUAAAUACAUCCUGACCCGCAACUUCGAGGCCCUGAACUCCCGGGGAGGCGGCAACCAGGUCUCCUUGCUCAACAUCAUGAUGGACCUCAAGAAGUGCUGUAACCACCCGUACCUCUUCCCUGUGGCUGCGAUGGAAUCCCCCAAGCUGCCCAGCGGUGCCUAUGAGGGCGGCGCCCUCAUCAAAUCCUCCGGCAAGCUGAUGCUGUUACAGAAGAUGCUGCGGAAGCUGAAGGAGCAGGGCCAUCGGGUGCUGAUCUUCUCUCAGAUGACGAAAAUGCUGGACCUGCUGGAGGAUUUCCUGGACUACGAAGGCUACAAGUACGAGCGGAUCGACGGCGGGAUCACCGGGACCUUGCGGCAGGAAGCCAUUGACAGAUUCAACGCUCCCGGGGCCCAGCAGUUCUGCUUCCUGCUCUCGACCCGGGCCGGGGGUUUGGGCAUCAACCUGGCCACCGCAGACACGGUGGUCAUCUUCGAUUCGGACUGGAACCCCCACAACGACAUUCAGGCCUUCAGCCGGGCUCACCGCAUCGGCCAGGCCAACAAGGUGAUGAUCUACCGGUUUGUGACGCGGGCCUCGGUGGAGGAGCGGAUCACGCAGGUGGCCAAGCGGAAGAUGAUGCUGACCCACCUGGUGGUGCGCCCGGGGCUGGGCUCCAAGGCCGGCAGCAUGUCCAAGCAGGAGCUGGACGACAUCCUGAAAUUCGGCACCGAGGAGCUCUUCAAGGAUGAGAACGAAGGGGAGAACAAGGAAGAGGACAGCAGCGUGAUCCACUACGACAACGAGGCCAUCGCCCGGCUGCUCGACCGCAACCAGGACGCCACCGACGAUGCCGACGUGCAGAACAUGAACGAGUAUCUCAGCUCCUUCAAGGUGGCCCAGUACGUGGUGCGGGAGGAGGACAAGAUCGAGGAGAUCGAGCGGGAGAUCAUUAAGCAGGAGGAGAACGUGGACCCCGACUACUGGGAGAAACUCCUGCGCCAUCACUACGAGCAGCAGCAGGAGGACCUGGCCCGGAACCUGGGGAAGGGCAAACGGGUCCGGAAACAGGUCAACUACAACGAUGCCGCGCAGGAGGACCAAGACAAUCAGUCCGAGUACUCGGUGGGAUCGGAAGAGGAAGACGAAGACUUCGACGAGAGGCCAGAAGGACGGCGCCAGUCCAAACGCCAGCUCCGCAACGAGAAAGACAAACCUCUGCCACCGCUGCUGGCCCGAGUCGGGGGCAACAUCGAGGUGCUGGGGUUCAACACACGGCAGCGCAAGGCCUUCCUGAACGCCGUCAUGCGCUGGGGGAUGCCCCCCCAGGACGCCUUCACCACCCAGUGGCUGGUCCGGGACCUGCGAGGCAAGACAGAGAAGGAGUUCAAGGCCUAUGUCUCCCUCUUCAUGAGGCACCUGUGCGAGCCCGGGGCGGACGGCUCGGAGACCUUUGCCGACGGCGUGCCAAGGGAGGGGCUGUCCCGGCAGCAGGUCCUGACACGCAUCGGUGUCAUGUCGCUGGUGAAGAAGAAGGUGCAGGAAUUCGAGCACAUCAACGGGCGGUGGAGCAUGCCCGAGCUGAUGCCCGACCCCAGCGCCGACUCCAAGCGGUCGUCCCGCGCCUCCUCGCCAACCAUCAAGACCUCCACCACCACCCCUGAGCCCAGCUGCACCAACACGCCCUGCACCUCCAAGCCAGCCACGCCAGCCCCCAGCGAGCGCGGGGACGGGACGGGGCCGCUGGCCGAGAAGGAGGAGCCGGAGAGCAAGGAGCCGGAGAAGGAGCCGAAGAGUGGCGAGCGGACGGAGACGGAGGGGCCUGCUCUGGAGCAUCCAACGCCCACCACCUCCCCCGGGGAGAAGAGCGAGCCGGAGGCAGCCAAGAAAGCGGACGAGGACGAGCCCAUGGGGCUGGGGGAGAAGGAGCCGGAGGCAGAGCCCUCGGUCAAGGAGGAGAAGGAGAAGUCAGGUGCCGGGCCGGAAGAGCCAGCGGCGGAGAAGGCCGAGGAGAGACCUGCUGACACCGAUGAGCCCAAGGAGAAGGGGGACGGGGAGGGGCCGGAGAUGAAGAAAGAAGAGGUGAAGGUGGAGAAGGAAGCUGGCAAGGAGCCUAAGGCAGGCAGCAUCAAGGAGGAGAGCAAGGCCAACGGGCGGAAGGAGGACAAGGCCGACAAGCCCCGGUUCAUGUUCAACAUCGCGGAUGGUGGCUUCACGGAGCUGCACACGCUGUGGCAGAACGAGGAGCGGGCGGCCAUCUCCUCCGGGAAGCUGAAUGAGAUCUGGCACCGGCGCCAGGACUACUGGCUGCUGGCUGGCAUCGUUCUGCACGGCUACGCCCGCUGGCAGGACAUCCAGAACGACACCCAGUUCACCAUCAUCAACGAGCCCUUCAAAACCGAGGCCAACAAGGGGAAUUUCCUGGAGAUGAAGAACAAGUUCCUGGCCAGGAGGUUCAAGCUCCUGGAGCAGGCACUGGUGAUCGAGGAGCAGCUGCGCCGAGCCGCCUACCUGAACAUGACCCAGGACCCCAGCCACCCGGCCAUGGCGCUCAACACCCGCUUUGCCGAGGUCGAGUGUCUGGCCGAGAGCCACCAGCACUUGUCCAAGGAGUCCCUGGCUGGCAACAAGCCUGCCAACGCCGUGCUUCACAAGGUGCUCAACCAGCUGGAGGAGCUGCUGAGCGACAUGAAGGCCGACGUGACGCGCCUGCCGGCCACGCUGUCCCGCAUCCCGCCCAUCGCCGCCCGCCUCCAGAUGUCCGAGCGCAGCAUCCUUAGCCGCCUGGCCAACAAGGGCAACGAGACGCAGACCGCCCCGGCCUUCCCACCGGGCCCGUACGCCACCCCCCAGAGCUUCGGAGGUUCCUUCAGCGCCGGAGCCCUGCCCACGGCGGGCGCCAACUACAGCCAGAUGCCAGCUGGGUCCUUCAUCACAGCCGCCACCAACGGCCCCCCGGUGCUGGUGAAGAGGGAGCGGGACGCUGACCCCCUGGAGAAGAAAGAGCCCCGGGCCGGCGAGGUGAUCUGUAUCGACGACUGACGGGGACCCCUCCCCUCCCGCGGGCAGGGGCAGCCCCCUUCCUCUCUCUCUUUCCCCCGGGGGGGGGGCAUACCGGCCCCACCCCCGCUCUGUCCAGACGGGACCCCGCUUCUCCCCCCCCAGGGGGAGGGUACGUAGCCUGGGUGGGUGACGGGGGGGUCCAGUCCUGGGACCCCUGCCCUGCCGGCUACUCUAUAAAUAUGAAUAUAUAUAUAUAUAUAUACACACACAUACUGUAUGGGGUGCCCCCCGCCAGCCCCCCAGGCCCUCCCCUCGGCACCCCACUGUGGGGGCGGCCCCCCCCGGCCUGGGAAGGUCGCCCCCCAUCCCAAAGCGGGGCAGGGGGGCAGUUCUACCUCGCUGCAGUCUGGCUGGAGGGGGGCGGGGCGGCUGGGGGCGCGCCAGGAGUCACUCCGGAUUGUCGGCAGUUCGCAUCACUUCUUGUUUAAACCGCGCGGAAUAAAGGCACCGUUUCCUUGGCUACA